AAAACACACCGAGCAAACAGGAAGCCGGGCGAGAGCGGAGGGUUCCCUACCUUCCCGACCCCGGGACUGCCAGUCGGGCUGGCGCUGGCCCACUGCGCCCUUACUGACCCCUACGCCCCACGCCCCUCGCCCAGUCUCCGUAAGUCCUCCCACAACAAUGUCCAGACUAACUGCCUCCCCACGUCACAAAUGGGGAAACCGAGUUACGCACGCCCAGAGACGGGAGGACCUUGGCCUCCAUCCCCAUCGAGAGCUGACGGCCGCCUGGACUCCCGUCCUCAGAGAAUCCUAGCCUCCAGUCCUUCCAAGACCCUUUGCGGACUGCAGCGAAAAGAAACCGGCCUCUGCCACUGAGAACAAACUAACAGGGGAACUAGCCACUCCGAUGUCUUUCCGGAGGGUAGCUUAGCCAGGGACUUUUGCUCUUCCCCGCCCGGACCUCCGGGGGCGAUUCCCGCUAGGUACCGCGGGCCGAGGGCGUGGCCUCGCUUGUGAGCCCGCCCUCCCCGCGUGGCUCCCGCCUUGAGGGCGGGGCUCUUUCCCAAGUGCCCUCUGGACCAGCCUGGCCGCUCUUUCCCGGGCGUGGCGAAGUGGGGCGGAGUCACGAGCGCGGCAACGAGACUUCCUGCCCAUUCGCUGGCUAGCCUAGCACUUUGGCCGGCGGCUCAUUUCCGGUGGGGGUGCCGCGCCCAGUGAGGGCCCGGAAGUGGGUCGCGCGGAGAUUGCUGGGCGGUUCUUGCCGGAAGUGGAGAGCGGCUGAACGCAGUCCGGAGGUGAUACAUUAUGGCUGACAUGCAAAAUCUGGUAGAAAGAUUGGAGAGGGCAGUGGGCCGCCUAGAGGCAGUAUCCCAUACCUCUGACAUGCACCGUGGGUAUGGAGACAAUCCUUCAAAAGGAGCAGCUCCCUAUGUUCAGGCAUUUGACUUGCUGCUUGCCGGUCCUGGGGCAGAGUACUUGAAGAUCAGUAAAGAGAUUGGGGGAGACGUGCAGAAACAUGCGGAGAUGGUCCACACAGGUUUGAAGUUGGAGCGAGCUCUUUUGGUUACAGCGUCUCAGUGUCAACAGCCAGCAGAUAACAAGCUUUCUGAUUUGUUGGCACCCAUCUCAGAGCAGAUCAAAGAAGUAAUAACCUUUCGGGAGAAGAACCGAGGCAGCAAGUUGUUUAAUCACCUGUCAGCUGUCAGUGAAAGCAUCCAGGCCCUGGGCUGGGUGGCUAUGGCUCCCAAGCCUGGCCCUUAUGUGAAAGAAAUGAAUGAUGCUGCCAUGUUUUAUACAAACCGAGUCCUCAAAGAGUACAAAGAUGUGGAUAAGAAGCAUGUAGACUGGGUCAAAGCUUAUUUAAGUAUAUGGACAGAGCUGCAGGCUUACAUUAAGGAGUUCCAUACCACUGGACUGGCAUGGAGCAAAACGGGGCCCGUGGCAAAAGAGCUGAGUGGACUGCCAUCUGGACCCUCUGCUGGAUCAGGUCCUCCUCCCCCUCCACCAGGCCCCCCUCCUCCGCCAGUCUCUACCAGUUCAGGCUCAGAUGAGUCUGCUUCCCGCUCAGCGCUGUUUGCGCAGAUUAAUCAGGGGGAGAGCAUCACACAUGCCCUGAAACACGUAUCUGAUGACAUGAAGACUCACAAGAACCCUGCCUUGAAGGCUCAGAGUGGUCCAGUACGCAGUGGCCCCAAACCAUUCUCUGCACCUAAACCCCAAACCAGCCCAUCCCCCAAACCAGCCACAAAGAAGGAGCCAGCUGUACUUGAACUGGAGGGCAAGAAGUGGAGAGUGGAAAAUCAGGAAAAUGUUUCUAACCUAGUGAUUGAUGACACGGAGCUGAAACAGGUGGCUUACAUUUACAAGUGUGUCAACACGACAUUGCAAAUCAAGGGCAAAAUUAACUCCAUUACAGUAGAUAACUGUAAGAAACUUGGCCUGGUAUUCGAUGACGUGGUGGGCAUUGUGGAGAUAAUCAACAGUAGGGAUGUCAAAGUUCAGGUAAUGGGUAAAGUGCCAACCAUUUCCAUCAACAAAACAGAUGGCUGCCAUGCUUACCUGAGCAAGAAUUCCCUGGAUUGUGAAAUAGUCAGUGCCAAAUCUUCUGAGAUGAACGUCCUCAUUCCUACAGAAGGCGGUGACUUUAAUGAAUUCCCAGUUCCUGAGCAGUUCAAGACCCUAUGGAAUGGGCAGAAGUUGGUCACCACAGUGACAGAAAUUGCUGGAUAAGCGAAGUGCCACUGGAUUCUUUGCCCUCCCUUCACACCAUGGGAUAAAUCUGUAUCAAGACGGUUCUUUUCUAGAUUUUCUCUACCUUUCUGCUCUUAAAACUGCUUCUCUGCUUUGAGAAGCACAGCUACCUGCCUUCACUGAAAUAUACCUCAGGCUGAGAUUUGGGGUGGGAUAGCAGGUCAGUUGAUCUUCUGCAGGAAGGUGCAGCUUUUCCAUAUCAGCUCAACCAUGCCACCAGUCCAUUCUGAAGGAACUGCCAACCAGGACUGAUGAUACAUUUUAGCUUUGAGCUUUUGGGGGUUAUUCUACCAACAAACAAUCCAUUGAAAAGAAAAGAGUCCCAGGAAUUAACAGAUCAGAAUGUUCACACUGGUUAUUUUUUUUUUUUUUUUUAGUAUUUGUUCUGCUCAAUGGUUAAUCUUUUUCUAACAAUGAGCAUGAAGAUAGCAGAAGCUGGUGUGUUUCCAGAUGGUUCUUCUAACCAAACUAAUUUUUUACUGUUGACAAGUGAGGCAAGGGUUGCACUGGACCAAAAGCUGAGGCUUGGCCAUCUAGCAUUCCACGCAAAAUUGUUGCCUAUAAGCAUUCCUUUUAUUCUCUAUUCCAUCCUGGGUCUGCCUCAACCAUGACAUAGGAGAGUCUCCGGUACUAGCUGCUGUGGCAGUGCUCUCACCCAGGGCAGUUAAACGAGCCUUGGACCCUUUCUUUCUCUGGGAUUCCUGUCCAGCACCUUCUUACAGAGAUGACUUAAAAGGAAAAACACACCAUUCCAAGAAGUCUGGCAUUCCUGAAUCCUCCUUCCCUGCUAGGUGCCUGUCACCUGUCUUCACUGCCUCCUUUUCCCUGUCAUGCUCAUCAGCUAUGGCUUCUGUCCAAGCACCUGAACAGAGGACUGAAACCUCCACUGCAGGCUGGUUUUAGGUCUUGAUUUAUGUAAGAAUCUUGCACAGCACUGCUAAUGUAAAGUUCAGUUUUUUCCCUCUAGGACAAACACCAAAAUAUGCAACUUUUUUUGGUGGGAAGAGAGAUUGUCCUGUGAUUUCUACCCAUUUCCUGAGGCCUGUGGAAAUAAACCUUUAUGUACUUAAAGUUAUACAGAAAAUAGAAUAAAGUUAAUACUAAACUUG
Molecule: messenger RNA, 3338 nt
Organism: Callithrix jacchus (white-tufted-ear marmoset)
Lineage: Eukaryota; Metazoa; Chordata; Mammalia; Primates; Cebidae
Gene: CAP1
Product: cyclase associated actin cytoskeleton regulatory protein 1
Biological process (GO): cell morphogenesis; actin filament organization; cytoskeleton organization
Cellular component (GO): cytoplasm
Molecular function (GO): adenylate cyclase binding; actin binding
Source: RefSeq, a predicted model, not a curated record